UUUUAAUAAGAGCGCACACAAGCUGAAAAAUUCGGUUGGUAAAUAUUUCUUCGAACCUCAUCAAAAUGAACCUUUUCCGCUACUUAAAUGCUUGUUCGAGCGUUCAACUCCAACGUCGCACGUUGGCCAAAAAGUCGAUCUGGGACUCAACACCAUUUGGGCUCCACCGUUUGCGCCCCAAGCAGGAGGAGCCGGCGACUGCCGAAGGAAAUCAGGGAUCAGCCGAAUCCAAACCACAAGCAGCUAAACCGGAGGCACAAGUGAAAAUCGACAAGAAACUGCCGAAUGUGGGUGCCUACGUCCGUUUGAUCGCCGCCGAUGGACGCAGCCUGCGCGACGUGCUGGCCGCCAAGGUGCCCCAGGAGCAGGAGCGCGUGAAGAACUUCCGCAAGCAGCAUGGCGCUACCAAGAUGGGUGAGACCACCAUCGACAUGAUGUAUGGCGGUAUGCGCGGCAUUAAGGCUCUGGUGACUGAGACUUCCGUGCUGGAUGCCGAUGAGGGUAUCCGUUUCCGUGGCCUGUCCAUUCCAGAGUGCCAGAAGGUCCUGCCAGCUGCCGAUGGCGGUUCAGAGCCCCUGCCCGAGGGUCUCUUCUGGCUGCUGUUGACCGGCGAGGUGCCCACCAAGUCCCAGGUGCAGCAGCUGUCCCGCGAGUGGGCCGAGCGUGCCGCCCUACCCCAGCACGUGGUGACCAUGUUGAACAACAUGCCCACCACCCUCCACCCCAUGUCGCAGUUCGCCGCCGCCAUCACGGCGCUGAAUCACGACAGCAAGUUCGCCAAAGCCUACUCCGAUGGUGUUCACAAGAGCAAGUACUGGGAAUACGUUUAUGAGGACAGCAUGGAUCUGAUUGCCAAGCUGCCCGUUGUGGCUGCCACCAUUUACUGCAACACUUACCGCGGCGGCAAGGGCUCCCGCUCGAUCGACUCCAGCCUGGAUUGGUCCGCCAACUUUGUGAAGAUGCUCGGCUACGACAAUGCCCAGUUCACCGAACUGAUGCGUCUCUACCUGACCAUCCACAGUGAUCACGAGGGUGGCAAUGUCUCUGCCCACACCGUACACUUGGUGGGUUCGGCCCUCAGCGAUCCCUACUUGUCCUUUGCCGCCGGCAUGAACGGUCUGGCCGGUCCCCUGCACGGUCUGGCCAACCAGGAGGUGCUCGUCUGGCUGCGCAAGCUCCAGAAGGAGGCCGGCAACAAUCCCUCGGAGGAGCAGCUCAAGGACUACAUCUGGAAGACCCUCAAGUCCGGACAGGUGGUGCCCGGCUAUGGUCAUGCUGUGCUCCGUAAGACCGAUCCCCGUUACACCUGCCAGCGCGAGUUCGCCCUGAAGCACCUGCCCGACGACGAGCUGUUCCAGCUGGUGUCCAAGAUCUACAAGGUGGUGCCCCCAAUCCUAACCGAGACCGGCAAGGUGAAGAACCCCUGGCCCAAUGUAGAUGCCCAUUCCGGUGUCCUGCUGCAGUACUACGGCAUGAAGGAGAUGAACUACUACACCGUGCUCUUCGGUGUGUCCCGUGCCCUCGGUGUCCUGGCCUCUCUGGUCUGGGAUCGUGCCCUGGGUCUGCCCAUCGAGCGCCCCAAGUCGUUCUCCACCGAUCUGCUGGUAAAGAUGGUACAGAAGUAAACGAGUCCCCCCAAGAAGGGAUUCGCCAAGGGCAUCAGCUGGUGGUCGAACAACAAGGAUGCAACACAAGGACGAGGCGAAGGCUAAGAGGAUGGGGCAGCAGUAGAUAUUGUAAUAGACGAGAGAACAGAGAGAGAGAGAUAGCGAGUGAGAGGGAGAGAAAGGGAGAGGGAGAGAGGAAGCGGAAGUGGAUAGGGUCCGGAUAUCGAUAUGACGAAGCUGAUAUUGAAAGUUGAAUACAUAUAUAUAUUCAUAAGUUGAGGAGAACAGCAACCAAAUACGAACCAAUAGGAAAACACAGAAGAAGAAACCAGAAGAAAACUGCAAACUGCAACCUGCACUGCAACUGCAAAACAAUAAGUUGAAAAUAAGGCAGAAACUUAUUUUUAGUAGUAAAAUAACUAACGCAAAUGAUGAUGAGAAACCACUUAAUUAAUUGUAUAAGCUAUAUAUAUAUAUAGACAUAUAUAUAUAGGGACAAGCAGAGAUGCGAUAAUGUUUGCGCCUAAAUUCUUAUGUUCAGCAUUUUCUUCCACCAACACACCCACCUGCCAUCCUCGAUCCUCGAUCCACGAUCCCCUCCCUCCGCCUACUCUCUAUUUUUAUUAGUUUAUGUUUCUAUCAGCAUUGCUGACCAGCCGACUAACCAACCACCACCUCCCCCAUUUGACCCCACCAUCACCCCGCCUGAAACAAAAACCUAAAAACAAUUACUAACUUGAUAACAUUUUACUUUUAAUUUAACUAUAAUUUAUUAUGCAAACAAAAGAUAAAAAAACGAGAUAAAUACAAUAUAAAACAAGUGUAAAGAAACCAACAAAAACAUCUAAAACAAACGAAAAAAAAAACUCAAUAAAAAAAACAGAACAAUAAAUAAUAUAAAGGCUAGAAAUUAGUUAUUGCCAACUUCACCAGUGGAAGCUGCAAAUGCAAAAGUUCGUUCAUUGCCGUGCAAGUGUAUUCGAAAAAGCAAAUCCACAAUAAACCUUAGCAAACUUUCAA
Messenger RNA from Drosophila bipectinata, 2627 nucleotides. It is a transcript of the gene kdn, whose product is annotated as citrate synthase. Lineage: Eukaryota; Metazoa; Arthropoda; Insecta; Diptera; Drosophilidae. Gene Ontology annotation, cellular component: mitochondrial matrix. Gene Ontology annotation, biological process: citrate metabolic process; tricarboxylic acid cycle; carbohydrate metabolic process. The record is from RefSeq and is a predicted model, not a curated record.